Linum tenue is the source of this 1399-nucleotide messenger RNA. The record is from the annotation of a GenBank genome assembly. NCBI's taxonomy places the organism in Eukaryota, Viridiplantae, Streptophyta, Magnoliopsida, Malpighiales, Linaceae.
CCGUAAACCGACACCCGAAUCCCUUUAUUUUUUAUUAUAAAACCACGCCCAAAUCGAAACCGAGCCAUUCAUCAGUGGUCAGUCUCCCCAAAUUCUCACUGGUAGCCGGAAUUUUGUUUUUGAUUUCCCCGGCAGCUUCCUGAUUUGUCUCGUCAGAAUCAGAUCCGAAUCGGAUAAUCCGUCUCCCCGUUUCCCGCUGUCCUGCAAGGCUUCUCAUACCGCCUGCGGUGAUUCUUUCUACCACAGGGUUCAGAAUCCGUCGCAUCCAGCUUGCCCGCCAGAAAUCACCAUGUCUCGGACUGUCUACAUUGGGAAUUUGGACGAGAGGGUGAGUAACAGGGUGUUGUAUGAUAUUCUAAUUCAAGCGGGCAGAGUGGUGGACUUGCACAUUCCUCGCGACAGAGAAACUGAUAAGCCUAAAAGCUAUGCAUUUGCAGAGUACGAGUCCGAAGAGGUUGCUGAAUAUGCUGUCAAGCUAUUUACCGGCCUCGUUACCCUUUACAAUAGGACCCUGAGAUUUAAGAUCUCCACCUCAGAAAAGGCUUCACCGAGUCUUCCAAAUGGACACUCCACGCCGCUCUCUUCUACGAAAUCUAGGCCGCAUGGGAUGCCAAUUAAUGACUCUGAUUUUGCUAGGCAGACCAUGAGCAUGCGGGCACCAGGCUCAGCUUAUUCUUCCAACCAAGUUUCCCCUGCCCCAACAACCUAUCCUAGUAACGGAUACGGUUCACAUUACAAUGGUCAUGAUAACAAUCGGAGAGUAUAUGGGUCCCCACACGAUUCCCUUAGCCGUUCUAGGUUUGGACGUUGAGUAACCUAGAAAAAACUACAGCUUGCUUGCAGUCUAGAUAUAGAGGUGUUUUUUCUAGGAUGCUGAAUUCUCUGCUGUAGUGCUGAUGCUUGUAGAGCAAGGGGCUAAUCGAUGAUCGAGAGUAGUGGCUCAAGCUGUGAAUAUGUAAACGGCUAGGAGAAAGGUGUUGUGCUUAACUCUUAGCCAUCUUGUAGACUAAAUUACUGGUAGUAUUCAUUCUGGCUCAUAAAUGUUGUCUGUGAUUCUCCAGUUUAGUGAAUCAUGUUAUAGUUAGUGCCAGUGGAUUUGAGACUCAAUCAUCUCCUUGUUGCUUUCUCUUCUUCCAUGGUUUUUCUUUAUCAUGGAGUUACUCCAUCUCCAACUUGUUAUUUAUUCUUAAGCUGCUGCUCGUUGUUGCAUCAUCAUCUUCAUCUUUCAGUGAGGUGUUUUGAUGUGGCCGAGCAUAGCAAGUGUUGUUGUUGUCAUUUGUCUUCACCCUAAAGGUUGUGAACUGGUGAUGUGUCUUAUAGUUUGUUUAUGGAACAUGUAUGGUUUCUCUGGUGGUCAAACUGUCACUGCUUUCAAGCUUUUUAUGGGCACUGAGAGUGU